AUACUCGCCCUGUGCAUCUCUUCCAGUCAGCCCGACAAGACUGCUGAAUAUUCAUGAUAGUGACUCUCAACGUCAGGACGCAGCGGCGAUUCUUCCUCCCUGUCAGAGAGCAGAGCGAAGCGGAGCGGCUGAGAGGAGAGGAGGGACACCAUGCCACAUAGCUCUGCAAUUCUCCCACCAACGCUCAGCGACGGCUGCAUUUAAGGGCUAAACUGCCAUCAACCCAUUUUCAAGCUGCAGCGGCGACUAGGGAGGGUUGCAAAUUCCUGACGGGGGGAGGAGAAAAACAGAAAAGCAAGGGGAGACAGAGAAACGCCGCCUCUUCUCUAAUUUUUUUCAAGCGAGUACAUAUUUAUUGGACGCACCUCGAGUUCAUAUUUGAAGAGCGGGAGGGAUCGAGUGACCACCGUCGUCUUUAUCAAAGAGAUGCAAAUGAAGAACAGUGACAGUGAGGAAAUGCUUCAGCACGAGCGGCCAUAGCAGAGAGUUACCUGCACGAUGGAGGAGACACAUCGGGGCUAACUGUGCUGGCGACUUCCCACGUUGCGGGGGAGAGAUGUUUUGCAACUGUCGUCCGCUGUUUGGAAGGGAUAUGUCUCCCCUCGCGUCAUUCUUCGCUUGUAACGCCUAGUUCAAGAGGCUGUGUUGGGGGGAGCACGUAUAGCUGUUCUCGCUGAAGCCCAUAAAAAAGAAAAAACAUCGUACUCCGGCUGGAGCCGAGCAACCUUUUUUCCGCGGUCCUGAACUUCCAUCAGCUUACUACGAUCGCAGCCUCCUGAGCUGUCCGCGGUGCUGAAUGAACCAGUUAGCGCAAAAUCAUCCACCACUCAUGGACAACUGCUGGGCUUGACUGACUCAGCCAGACCAGUAUUCCCUUUUUCAUGGCUGUGGCACGCAAAAUCAAAACUUUGCUGACCGUGAACAUCCUGGUGUUCGUCGGGAUCAUCUUGUUCUCGGUGUACUGCAGGAUCCAGGACCGAUCCGAGGAGCUCAUCCAGCUGGGGCGCCUCUCAGACCAGAGGCUGAGAGCCAGGAAUGGAAAAGUUUCCAACUCGGUGGACAGGCAGUCUAUUCUUCAGCGGCUGGAGAGGCUGGAGGAUGUGGUCUACAAUCAGUUAAACGGUCUAGCAAAGCCGAUGGGGCUGGUGGAGGGACCCGGAGGCCUCGGCCAGGGGGGAGCUGCUGCCACUCUGGGGGAAGACAGCCACGAUGCAGAGGGGAAGUAUGAGGAAUAUGGCUACAACGCUCAACUCAGUGACCGUAUCUCCCUUGACAGGAGCAUCCCUGACUACAGACCUAAAAAGUGUAAGCAGUUGACAUACUCAGAGGACCUUCCUCAGAUCUCAGUGGUCUUUAUCUUUGUGAAUGAGGCUCUGUCAGUGAUCCUCCGCUCCGUCCACAGCGUGGUCAACCACACACCAGCACACCUGCUUAAGGAGAUCAUUUUGGUAGAUGACAACAGCGACAGUGUGGAGUUGAAAUUCAACUUGGACCAGUACGUGAACAAACGCUACCCAGGCCUGGUGAAGAUUGUGAGGAAUAACAAGAGGGAGGGCUUGAUCCGAGCCAGAAUCCACGGCUGGAAUGCUGCCACGUCUCCUGUUGUCGGCUUCUUUGAUGCUCACGUCGAGUUCAACACUGGCUGGGCUGAACCCAUUCUGACCCGGAUGAAGGAGGAUCACACGCGUAUUAUUCUUCCUGCUAUAGAUAACAUCAAGUACAACACCUUUGAGGUGCAGCAGUAUGCCAAUGCUGCCCACGGCUACAACUGGGGUUUAUGGUGCAUGUACAUCAUCCCUCCACAAGAGUGGCUGGACAAGGGCGAUGAGACAGCCCCUAUCAGGACUCCAGCUAUGAUUGGCUGCUCUUUUGUGGUUGAUCGGGAAUACUUUGGUGAGAUUGGCCUGCUGGAUCCAGGCAUGGAAGUCUACGGAGGCGAGAACAUCGAGCUGGGCAUGCGGGUCUGGCAGUGUGGAGGGAGCAUGGAGGUCCUGCCGUGUGCCAGAGUCGCCCAUAUCGAGCGCACCAAGAAACCCUACAACAACGACAUAGACUACUAUGCUAAACGCAAUGCCCUGAGAGCUGCUGAGGUUUGGAUGGAUGAAUACAAAUCCCACGUCUACAUGGCCUGGAACAUUCCCAUGAAUAACCCUGGGGUUGAUUUUGGGGAUGUCUCGGAGCGUAUGGCCUUAAGGAAAAGGAUGCAGUGUCAGAGCUUUCGCUGGUACCUAGAGCACGUCUACCCAGAGAUGCGGAUCUACAACAACACAAUCACAUAUGGAGAGGUGAGAAACAGUAAAGCCAGUGGUUACUGCCUCGACCAAGGCUCUGAGGACGAUGACAAAGCCAUCCUCUACCCCUGCCACGGCAUGUCCUCCCAGCUUGCCCGCUAUUCUACUGAGGGUCUUCUCCAGCUUGGACCCCUGGGGUCGACCACAUUUCUUCCUGACACAAAAUGCCUCAUUGAUGAUGGUAGAGGACGUACUCCCAGUCUGAAAAAAUGUGGUGCCGUGUCAAGGAUUUCCCAGCGGCUUUGGGACUUUACACAGAAUGGCCCAAUUAUCAACAGAGACACUGGUCGGUGCUUGGAAGUCGAGAUGUCCAAAGAUGCCAACUUUGGACUUCGCCUUGUGGUACAGAGAUGUUCCGGUCAGAAGUGGAUGAUACGAAACUGGAUAAGGCAUCCCAGGCAUUGAGGGAACACAGUCAUUUUUGAAACAUUUUGGCCAGUAUUUCCAGUUGCAGCAAACUAUUAAUGGAGGGGCAGAAACUGGUACAUUGCUGCAAGGUGUAGGAUUUCACACAAUAAACUGCAAAGCAGGCUGACCUCCUUUUGGGCAACAAAGGUUCUGAAAUUAGUCUUAAAGAAGAACAUGAACAAUUUAUUUGUUCCCCGGAGCUCUGUCCUCACACCACACCUUCAGGCUGGCUGCACUGUUUGAAAUGGCCAACCUUUCUGACAUUCAGCCAUAUAUAUAGAGCACAUCCCCUUUGUGCAGUCUGGUUCGGUAUUGUACAGUAGUGAAUCUACUGCAAAACUCUAAUUUCUUAGGGGAAAAGAAGAUAUGUGGGGCUUUUUCAGUCUAUUAACUUUCACAAGGUGGACUGGACUAAAUUAGAAAAGAUAAUUGUUAUCAAUGAUCAGAUGAAACUGAAUCUUUUUGGAGUAAUUUGAGGAAGUAGCUGUGGACAUAAUGUGCUGCACUCGCAGGACAUGUAAUAGGCUUCGGAGCAGCUGGCUAUCAUCCAAUCAGGAGGGACUUCACCUGUGUUCACACAAACCACAACACUUCUUUCUGUGGACUGUAUGGCUCACUGUGGAUGAAAGCAAUCAUGUGCCUUUCGUUUAUGAUUUUUCAGCUUCAUCUGACUUGAGAAUGUCAGCCCCAAAAGCAUGUAUAUAGCUAUUUGAAAAUUAAAUUAUAAAAAAUGUAUAAAGCCGUUUAAUGAUAGUAAUAUAUUGUAAAAGGGAAAUAAAAGUGGAAAAUUGAGUAAUGUCCUCUGAAAACAAUUAGAAUAUUAAAAUCAAUUUUAUAAGUUG
Molecule: messenger RNA, 3541 nt
Organism: Girardinichthys multiradiatus
Lineage: Eukaryota; Metazoa; Chordata; Actinopteri; Cyprinodontiformes; Goodeidae
Gene: galnt9
Product: polypeptide N-acetylgalactosaminyltransferase 9
Exons: 11
Coding region: 882-2696 (604 amino acids)
Cellular component (GO): Golgi apparatus
Source: RefSeq, a predicted model, not a curated record